AUGAUUACCGAAAAUUCCAGUAGCGGCGUUGAAAAAAAAGCUCGCGCCAAAAGGAGUUCCACCCUCCUUCGCUACCCUAGCGACUUAACGUGUCUCAAAUUCCUACUUCUCAUCUUCAAGUCUCUCGGCCUCGCCACGUUCUCCAUCGUCGAAUCCAACGACAAAAAUCAAUCACGCGUCGAUUUCGUCGACUCGACCUCGUCCCUCGUCUACACCCUCUUUCUGCUCGGUCUCAUCGCCCUGACCAACUGCUGGGGCUUUCUCUCGGUCUACAAUUUCCGCUACAAGCGCACCCUCAAGCUGUUCAACGCCAUCGACCUGCUCGAGGUGUUCGCCGGGAUCGUCAACAGCCUCGCCAUCGGCCUCUUCUACUGCUGGAAUCAGACGAGAUCGGCCGGCCUCGCCGCGCGCAUCUACCGCUUGAAACUCAGCGGCGACUCGCUUCGCGAUCGCGAUCGUAACUCUCCCCUCGACGCCGUCCUCCUCGUCGGCUUCGAGCUCUUGCUGUUCUUGGCGCUGCUCGUCACCUGCGUCGUCUUCUACGACAGGAUGCUCUACACCAUCAGCUCGACGCUGCGCAAUCUCGUCGUCGCCUGGCUGUUUCUCCAGUACGCCCUGGUGGUGAGGUCGCUGCUCGGCGUCGCGGCGAGGAUCAACUCGGCGCUUCGGGCACUGCCACCGCGCAUCUCGUCCGGCACCAGCUGCUGCAGCGUCCUCGUCAACGCCAAGUGUCUCCAGGCGCUGCUGAGGCUGCGUCGAAUGCACUGCUCGCUCGUCGAGACCUACCACGAGGUGGCCAAGUUCUACUCCCUGGUGGUGCUCGGCAGCGUCAUGUACGCCUUUCUCUGCUUCGUCGUCAUCCUGUACUUUCUGAUGAAUCUGCUGCUCGAGCGUCGGCUCAUGCUCUCAGCAAUCGAGUACGUCCAGCUGCUGUUGCGCUUCGUCGGGCUGAUGUCGUCCCUCGUUGCGCUACUGAUCUACGUCACCAAGAUCGGCGAGGAGUUCGAUCAGACUGGCAUUCUGGUUCAUCGGCUCAUACAGAAAACCUUGAACAAGGAUGUUUUGACGGAGUUGAACGAUUUCUCGUUGUACUUGCUUCACGCGCGUACCAACUUCACGGCGUACGGCUUUUUCACCCUCGACGGCAGCUUGAUAAUAUCGAUUUUUGGAUCGAUCGCUACUUACCUGGUGAUACUGGUACAAUUUCAACUGGAGUUCAGAUCCGACGAGGCCCGAUGA
Trichogramma pretiosum is the source of this 1239-nucleotide messenger RNA. RefSeq names its product putative gustatory receptor 28b. Gene Ontology annotation, biological process: sensory perception of taste. The record is from RefSeq and is a predicted model, not a curated record. The transcript is spliced from 3 exons. Gene Ontology annotation, cellular component: membrane; neuronal cell body; axon. The coding region runs from base 1 to 1239 and encodes 412 amino acids. Lineage: Eukaryota; Metazoa; Arthropoda; Insecta; Hymenoptera; Trichogrammatidae.